AUGAUUUGCUUGGAAAUUAUUCCACCUAUGCUGACGGCAUCACUAACAACUCUCCUGAUCACAGCCGGGGCCAUCCAACGUGCCCUGGCCGGCACGGAACAACUUGUAAAACGAAUGAGUCUUCCAGUCGAAAAACACCGAACAGUAACGUCCGAUGGUUACGUCCUGACCAUGUUUCGCAUUCCUGCGAACACUACCAACUCUCCGGUAGCGUUCCUGCAGCAUGGCCUCAUAGCCUCCUCAGCUGAUUGGGUCAUCCUGGGUCCCGGUAAAUCGCUAGCACACUCGCUGGUCACAGCAGGCUACGACGUGUGGAUGGGAAACUUCCGAGGCAACACCAACUCCCGGAAGCACGUCUCGUUGGACCCGGCCCAACCGCAGUUCUGGGACUUCAGCUGGCACGAAAUCGCCCUGUACGACCUUCCGGCAAUGAUCGAUUACGUUCUGAAGAAGACCGGCCAAAAGACGCUGCACUACGUGGGACAUUCGCAGGGGACUACGGCGUUUUUUGUAAUGGCCUCACUGAAGCCGGAAUAUAACUCUAAAAUUCUGUCGAUGCAAGCGUUGGCCCCGGUCGCGUUCAUGGGUCAAAUGAAGUCUCCUUUCAUACGGGCGAUAGCACCAUUCUCCACCCAGAUCGAGUUCCCAUCAAUUUACGCGAAAGCAAGUAAACAUUUCCGAAAUACCGUGAAAAAGGACACGGCAUGGCGCUAUGUUGCACAUGAAAUGCAAAUAUCAGAGGAAGACGCAAAAAAAAAGUGGAAGAAUGUGAGGGAUCGUUUCGUGAAGGAGCACCGAGAAGUCACAUCAACUUCCACAUCAGGUGCUGGAAGGGACGACGUUCAUGAGUCUACAUGGCCAUUUUACAAUGAGCUGAUGUUCCUGGCUGCUCAUUGUCAGAACCGUCCGUAA
Messenger RNA from Aedes aegypti (yellow fever mosquito), 912 nucleotides. Its product is annotated as lipase 3-like. NCBI's taxonomy places the organism in Eukaryota, Metazoa, Arthropoda, Insecta, Diptera, Culicidae. Bases 1 to 912 code for a protein of 303 amino acids. Gene Ontology annotation, biological process: lipid metabolic process. The transcript has 4 exons. The record is from RefSeq and is a predicted model, not a curated record.